Closterium sp. Naga37s-1 is the source of this 2250-nucleotide messenger RNA. Lineage: Eukaryota; Viridiplantae; Streptophyta; Zygnematophyceae; Desmidiales; Closteriaceae. The record is from the annotation of a GenBank genome assembly.
AUGCACUCAACAUGUUCAGUAUGCACUCAACAUGUUCAGUAUGCACUCAACAUGCUCUCAAACGCAAGCCAUCACCACUACCUCUCACGAUUCCACCACCAUCUCCUUCCUCCCUAUUCCUCCUCACCCGUCCGCUUUUUCCUCCCUUUCCUUCCCCCAUCCCUCCAAUCCCCUCACCGGUCGUCACACCCCCCAGGCGAAAACGCCGUCGCCUCCAGCGUGCUGCUGAUCGCGGGCAUCGCAGUCCGCUGCACGGACCAGCGCAUGGCGAAGCAAGCCGUGGCCUCCAGCGACGCCACUGCCAUCCGCGACCCGGCCCUCCCCGACGCGCCCGACGCGGCCCUACUGCUGAUCGCGGACAUCGCAGUGCGGUGCACGGACCAGCGCACGGCGCUGCGCCCCUCCAUGAGCGAGGUGGUGAACGCGCUGCAGGCGGUGCGGCGGCAGCACCUGGGGGGCGACGAGGAGGAGCAGAAGAAGGCGGACUCAGCGGUGCUGGUGGACGCGGAGAUAGAGGCGAUGCGCGUGGAGCUGAGGGGGCGCGAGGACACACUGGACGAGGAGCUCAGUGCCGUCAUGCGCUCCAUGGCCACGCCCCGCGGGGCCGCUGCCGCUGCUGCUGCUGCCACCCAUGGGUUCCCGCCCGUGUCUGGUUCGGGCGGUGGGUCUGGUGCUGCUGGGAGUGCUGACUCUGAAGCAGCAGACACGCGGGUGACCAUUCACGACCCCCACCCGUUCCCCACGGCCUCUGAAGCGGCUGCUACCGCUGCUGCCACUGCUGCUGCUGCAGCUGCCGCGGGCGCCAAGGCAAGCGAGCAAGAGGAAAUCCAAGAGGUGUCGCUGCAGUUCUACCUUGACAAGCCCGCACCCGCCUCACACACCCCACCGCCCGCCCCACCACCCGCAGAACAGCCUGCACCGUUCCAGUUCUCUCCUGCACCAGACCCUUCCUUGCCCCCGCCUGGAAGUAGCGGCUAUGGUAGGGCGCCGGGUGGUGGUGGUGAAGCAGGGAGAGGCCAGGACAAUGUGUUGUCUGUGGACGACUCACAGCAGGGCGGGGCUUGGGAGGAGCACCCCCCGCAUGGGGAUGUGCAUGUGCAUGUGGGAGGGCAGCAAGCUGCUUCACCUCCCCCACCGCUCUUCAGGCAGCAUGAACUCGAACCUGCGCCCGGACUUGAACCUGCGCCCGGACUUGAACCUGCGCCCGGACUUGAACCUGCGCCCCACGAUGAAUCCGAGCCUGAGCUCGAGCGUGAACCUGAGGGUGGCACUGGAUUCGUGCACACGGCUGGACGUGGUCCUGGGCAUGGUGCUGGGCCUGUGCAUGGGGAUGGGGAGGCGCCCAUUGCACUUCACGCACAGGGGGCUUUCAUGGGAGAGCUGCAAUACGCCGCUCCUGCCUCUGCUGCUUCUGCCCCUGCUGCUGCUACCUCUACUGCAUCUGCCUUGUCUGCUGGUGCUGCUGGCAUGGCUGGGGCAGAGGAUUCCGAUGCUGAAUCUUUCUCGUUCGGGAACCUUGCUCCCCAAACUUCUUCUGCUGCCCUCACCCCUCCACCUGUCCUCACCCCUCCACCUGUCCUCACCCCUCCACCUGUCCUCACCCCUCCACCUGUCCUCACCCCUCCACCUGUCCUCACCCCUCCACCUGUCCUCACCCCUCCACCUGUCCUCACCCCUCCACCUGUCCUCACCCCUCCUCCUGCCCUCACCCCUCCUCCUGCCCUCACCCCUCCUCCUGCCCUCACCCCUCCUCCUGCCCUCACCCCUCCUCCCACCCUCACCCCUCCUCCUGCCCUCACCCCUCCUCCUGGCCCCGCCCCUCCUCCUGCCCUCACCCCUCCUCCCACCCUCAACCCUCCUCCUGCCCUCAACCCUCCUCCUGCCCUCAACCCUCCUCCUGCCCUCACCCCUCCUCCCGCCCUCACCCCUCCACCUGGCCUCCGCCCACCACCAGGCAGGACCACAACCCCAGCAGCGCCUGUCCCACAGCCCGCACCUGCGUUGUCAUCACAGCUAUCACUGGGCGUCACAGCUCUGAUGUCUGAGGACUCCACCCAAGAUGAUGACCCACUGGCAGAAACACCAAGCUCCGACGCGCCCGACCCCGACUCAUCCCACACGUCAGACCCCGCUGGAGCAUCAGGGGGUUCUUCUAUCAGCCAGCAAGAUUCAAGUGGUCCGGGGGAUUCUUCUGGCUCUGCUCGCAAGAGUUCACGCAAGGGUGGCCGGAAGGGUCGUAGAGGGAGGUGA